This is a messenger RNA of Colletotrichum aenigma, 354 nucleotides long. RefSeq lists its product as uncharacterized. The transcript has 4 exons. The record is from RefSeq and is a predicted model, not a curated record. Lineage: Eukaryota; Fungi; Ascomycota; Sordariomycetes; Glomerellales; Glomerellaceae. Bases 1 to 354 code for a protein of 117 amino acids.
AUGUUUGUCUCUGUCAACCAAAACUCCGUCAUCGUUCUCGCCCAGGUCCUUCGACUCGGACUCGUGCCUGGCCGGAGACAUGAAUCUGAGAUCGAUCCAAGGGGGGCGGCGGGCGACGAGACUAACCAGACCAGAUUAUGUUCAACUGAUUGCGUCUUUCCCACGCGAUGUCGAAUCCUAAUUAUCCCCGACAACCGCAUGCUGGCAAUAGCGUCUGGCGACUGGCCGCAGGCGACAACCGAUGUCGAAAUCUCGUUUUUGGGGAGCGCUAGCGCUGGUGAAGGUCCAAGCCGUUUAACGACGAGAUAUCAGACGAAGGAAACGGGCUGGAAAGCGACAGUAGGGAAAGAGUGA